CAUCCAUUGAAAGUACCACAAUCCACCGCCACCAUGAUGCGCACUUCGAUCACCAAGCUCGCCCGCCCGGCGCUGCUCUCCCGCACCUUCUCGACGACCGUCCGCGCCAUGUCUGCCGGCGACACCGGUGCUCCGCCCAAGACCGGCGGCCAAGGCGACGCCUUCCAACGGCGCGAGCGUGCAAACGAGGACUACGCGAUCCGGCAGCGCGAGAAGGAGAAGCUCAUGGAGCUCAAGAAGAAGCUGGCCGAGCAGCAGGCGCACCUGCAGCAGCUGUCGGACCACAUCGACGAGAUCACCAAGGAGCAAGGCGGCGAGCAGAACUAAGAAGCGAGCGAGCGAGCGCGCCUUUUACCCUCGAGAUCAAUCCCACUCCUUAACGGAGAUACCAACGGGGCCACGUUUUCAAUGCCAGGGUUCUGUGGCACGGGGGAACCAACCUGAACGAAGGCGGAACGGAAGAGCGAGAUUGGUCCAGCGACAAUAGUCUGCCAUUGCCGUUGUCGUUGUCGUUCAAGCCAUUGGUUACUGCACGACAAGCAUAUCAACCUCCAUUCCUGCUCUCUGCUCCGCGGGGCCAAAUCUACCAUCACCACUUUGUACAAUACAAUAUGCAGGCUCUUGCUACCAAA
Molecule: messenger RNA, 632 nt
Organism: Thermothielavioides terrestris NRRL 8126
Lineage: Eukaryota; Fungi; Ascomycota; Sordariomycetes; Sordariales; Chaetomiaceae
Exons: 3
Coding region: 34-327 (97 amino acids)
Biological process (GO): negative regulation of ATP-dependent activity
Cellular component (GO): mitochondrion
Molecular function (GO): ATPase inhibitor activity
Source: RefSeq, a predicted model, not a curated record